AUGGCCAGUUUAUCAGGAAGCGAGAUACAUAAAUCAGAGCUCUCACCUCUGCUCGGCGGCAUGGGGUCAGACCAGGAAUACGCGUCCGCGUCUCGCAAGGGAGUGACGGUGGACGAGACCUUUUCAGACGGACAAAACUCCACGGUGCUCGAGAAGAAGAAGGCGCCAUGGUGGUCGUACAUCUGGGACUAUGAGCCAGAUCGGACGCAGGAGGAGCGCGUAUUCAUCCAGAAACUCGAUGUCUUUUUGAUAACAAUGCUGAGUUUCGGCUACUUUAUCAAAAACCUCGACCAGACAAACAUCAGUAACGCGUUCGUCAGCGGCAUGAAAGAGGACCUUGCCAUGAACGGAAACGAGCUCAACCUCAUUGACACGGCGUGGACCGUCGGCUACGUCGUGGGCCAGAUCCCCUCGCAAAUCAUCCUCACCAAAGUCCGCCCGUCCAUCUGGGUGCCCUCGUGCGAGCUCCUCUGGACCGUCUUGACCUUUUGUCUGGCAGCGGCAAAGACCUCGAAUCACGUUAUCGCCAUUCGCUUCUUCGUGGGCUUGGCCGAGUCCAUCUUCUACCCGGCCGCUCACACCAUCCUGGGCUCCUGGUAUAAGCCGUCUGAGCUGGGCAAGCGAGCCUGCAUCUUCCACGCCUCUUCCGCUGCGGCGGGCAUGUUCUCGGGGUACCUGCAAGCCGGUGUCUACAAGGGCCUCAACGGCGUUCACGGGCUGACAGGUUGGAAAUGGCUAUUUAUUAUGGAUGGAAUCAUCAGUCUGCCAAUUUGCAUCGCUGGGUACUUUUUCCUACCCGAUCUCCCAGAGAAUACGCGUGCAUUCUACUUGACUGAAGAUGAUCGUGAGCUGGCCCGUAAGCGAAUGGAGAGCGUUGGCCGUGCUCCGCGAACCAAAUUGGGCCGCUCUGCCUUUAAGCGCAUCUUUGGUCGCUGGCAUGUCUACUUUUUGACCAUUCUUUACAUCAUCUUCAUCAACAUUGGUCCUUCCAGCAGUGUUAAUCCCUUUUCUCUCUGGCUCAAAUCCAAGGGCGAGUCCGUGGAGAAGAUUAAUAUCAUUCCUACAGCGGCUUCGGCCAUUCAACUAGUUCUCACGGUUUCGUUCGCCAUUCUCUCUGACGCGAUCCGCCAUCGUGCCAGCGUCAUGUCGAUAUCCACCUUCCUUGGCGGUUUCGCCGCCUUGAUUCUCGCCAUCUGGAACGUCCCAGACGGGCUCAAGUGGUUCGCGUUCCUCUUACAGCGUGCCUCGGUCCCGUACGGCCCACUCAGCAUGAGUUGGACCAACGAGAUUUGCGGUGCCGACGCCGAGGAACGUGCCAUUGUGAUAGGAAUCAUGAACUCGCUGGGCUACGCCUUCAACGCCUGGGUGCCGAUCUUGACGUACCCCCAAGUUGACUCGCCAAAGUUUACAAAGGGCUUCAUCUUCUCGACUGUCGCCUUUGGUGCCCAAGCCGUAAUCACGGCGAUUGUGGCUUACUUGUAUAAGCGAGACAAGAAAAAGGAAGGAAUCACGAAACGAGAUGAGGAAGGCGUCACGGCACCGGCCUCCGUCCCUAAUGUAGACUAG
Colletotrichum orchidophilum is the source of this 1566-nucleotide messenger RNA. Its product is annotated as major facilitator superfamily transporter. The transcript is spliced from 5 exons. Gene Ontology annotation, molecular function: transmembrane transporter activity. Gene Ontology annotation, biological process: transmembrane transport. NCBI's taxonomy places the organism in Eukaryota, Fungi, Ascomycota, Sordariomycetes, Glomerellales, Glomerellaceae. The record is from RefSeq and is a predicted model, not a curated record. The coding region runs from base 1 to 1566 and encodes 521 amino acids. Gene Ontology annotation, cellular component: membrane.